AUGGUUUGGAAUUUUCUGCUGCUUCGGCAGCUAGAGGUCUGGUUGACCACCAGGCUCUUGCGAAGCCCUAUCUUCCACCAGAUGGUCGGCCGAGUACAUCAGCGCGUCCAGCAAGUCCGACAUGGUAUCCCGCCAGAACCAUCACGCACCAGACUCGAUAGUGAUCAGGGUCUUGGUUUGAAACGGUUCAUCGAAUAUUUCAAGGAAGAGAUCAAGGACCAAUUGAAAGGAAAACCACCGAACAAAUUGUGA
Penicillium argentinense is the source of this 252-nucleotide messenger RNA. RefSeq lists its product as uncharacterized. Bases 1 to 252 code for a protein of 83 amino acids. The record is from RefSeq and is a predicted model, not a curated record. Lineage: Eukaryota; Fungi; Ascomycota; Eurotiomycetes; Eurotiales; Aspergillaceae. The transcript has 4 exons.